This is a messenger RNA of Symbiodinium necroappetens, 2493 nucleotides long. Lineage: Eukaryota; Dinophyceae; Suessiales; Symbiodiniaceae. The record is from the annotation of a GenBank genome assembly.
GUCCUUUCUUUUCUGCAGUUGCGUUUAGACGGCAGGGGGCCACAGGUCGCCGCCAGCGAGCGCUUGCUGAAGCAGGCCAAGGUUGCCUAUGCUGCCGAGGGGGUCGUCGGCUCUGACGCCAAGGACCAGUUCAGCCAGAGGGUGUUUUGUGCAGCCGGCGCACAGAUCGACGCAAGCCCGCCUACUGUGUCUGCUGGGCAAGUGCUAGUGGGGCUUCCUGCUCACCGCCGGCUCGCCUUAGCCCACGCUUCGCUUACUGUGGCAGCUGACCGCUACAUUAGUGAGGAGCUGGCCUCGAUCCUCGCAGGCAGUUGGGUUACCGCUCUGCUCUACCGAAGGUGCCUCAUGGCAGCCAUUGGGCCUCUCUUUGGGCUGGGCAAACGUGUGUCCCAGCUUGGUGGCUCUUCCCUGCGGCCCUUGCCUCCUGCAGCUCGUCAAGACUUGGUUCUUCUUUCGGUGCUGGCCCCUGCCUUGGUGUCUAACGUGGCUGCUCCUGGUUUCGUGCUCAGUUGGUACACCAGACUAGCGGGCAGCCCGGCCCUUGAAAACGACAGUGACGAUGAGGAGUGUGAUGGCUCAGGCUGUGAACCCCCGCCGGCCUCUCCGAGCAGGUUUGCUGUGGGGCCAGUCAUCAACGCAAGGCCCUCGCCCUUCUUCCAGUUGUCGGACCCGCGCUGUCUGGAGUGGAUACUUUGCUUGUUGCAGACCCGUAAGGCUGCAAAGGUGUGUGGGGCCGCUUUGGCCAUCAUGGUUGUGGCAGGUGUUGUGCUGCAGCGAGGCUAUCAGGUGUUGUCUGCUCCUGGGCCUCCGGCCCCCCCUGCCUCUGGACUUGAAGGCCUCCUCCUGAACGAUGUGAUGGUGGCAAAUGCCUGGCAGACUGACUCCGCCUGGGCCUGGCGCGACAAGGCCCACAUUAAUGUGCUUGAGGCUCGGGCCUUCCUCCGAGCCCUGAGGCUCCGAGCCCUUUCCUGCGACGACCAACGGUUUGUCCAUGGGUUGGACUCCCACGUUGCCCUCGGGGCUUUCCUGAAAGGAAGGACUAGCAGCCGCAUGCUUCUGCCUGCCGUGAAGCGGGCUGCUGCACUGCAAGUGGCCUUUGGACUUUACCCCGGCCCGGUCUUCUGCCCUACUCGCCUCAACGUUUCGGAUGCCCCGACCAGGGAUCGCUCCCUCCCUGUGCCAGUGCCUCGCUCCCUCCUGCCCAUCUUCAAGCAGGAUCCCUAUGGCCUCUCUGCCUUGCAAGGCCUCUCCAAGUCCUCCUCGAAUUGGUUCCCCCUCGCGCUGCUUCUUGCACUUCCUCACGACGGCUCCGACGGCUCCUCCCUCCUUAAGGCCCUAACCCCAAGGUUUAGAGACGUGUUUUUGCCUGCCGCCCUGGAUGGCACCAGUGUGCUUGAACCUCCUAGGCCCCAGGGUUUUGACAGUACAAAGGGUUACCCAGGAGAAGGCCCGCCAGCCCCUUCGACUCCUGGUCCGUUUCUCCUGCCACGCGACGCAAAGGACAGGACUCGGGCCAGGGCACGUGAAGGGGCCCAGCUUGCUGAAGGGAGACCGGUCUUGGAGUGCACUUCAAAGAACCGGGCCUCCCUACUUGCUCUUUUUGGUGCAUGGUUGGUUGAGUGCGGCACCACCCUUGAAGAUCUCCUCGACAGCAAGAAGGCAGAUGCCGAAGUUGUCAACAUGUGGGUUGUUAGCUAUGGGAGGCAGCUCUUUGAGAGCGGCCGCCCUUACUGGCACUACGCUGAGACUAUCAAUGGGCUCGCCGCUCGCAAGCCCAUCCUUAAAAGGACCCUUCAGGCUGCAUGGGACCUGGCUUUUUCUUGGAUGGCCCUGGAGCCGACGACGCAUCAUGUGGCUAUGCCUGCUGUAAUCCUUUUAAGCAUGCUCACGGUUUGCUUACAUUGGGGUUGGCUUCGAGAAGCUGGUCUCUUUUCGUUGGCUUGGGGAGGAUUGCUGAGGAUUGGGGAGGCAACAGCCAUGUUGCGAAGGAAUUUGGUCCUUCCCCAAGAUGUGCUCUUUUCUCAAGGGCACAUUCUGGCAAGGAUCGAGGAGCCUAAAACGAGGAUGAGGAUGGCCCGCCACCAGGCGGCACGCGUGGAGCAGAUGGACCUGGUACAGCUGGUGGCCCUUUCCUUUGCAGACUUGGAGCCUCACGAGAAGCUUUGGCCCCUUAGUUCGCAAACCCUCCGGAGGCGUUUUGACUUGAUCCUCGAGCGCUUGGGGAUUAGCACUACGCGAGGGAAGCAUCGGCCCCUGGACCUGGGUUCUUUCAGGCCAGGGGGAGCAACUCACUUGCUCUCCCUGACUGAGAACAGCGAGCUGGUCAGGAGACGUGGAAGAUGGGCCUCCCAUCGUGUGAUGGAGAUAUAUAUCCAGGAGGUGACGGCUUGUACGUUUUUUCCUUCCCUGCCCUUGGUGACGCGGCAACGAGUACUUCUGCUGGCACAAGCUUUUACAGCAACCUUGGAACAGGCAGCACAGUGGAAAAGGUAA